CUCUCUCUCUCUCUCUCUCUCUCUCUCGCUCUCUCUUCCGACGAAUUCCUGAGAGACCGCACGGAGCGCAAGGAGGCGCCACCUAGUCGAAUCCUCCUCCUCCGGCGGCAGUGGCGGCGGAGCUAUGGUGAUGUCGGUGGCCUCGCCGCGGAGGUCGAUAAGGGAGGCCGUGUUCCAGAGCGUGCUGGCCUACCACCAGCAGGAGGAGGAGCGGAAGCAUAAGAGGAGCUUGACGUGGGGCGGGGCGGCCAACGCCAGCGGGAUCAACGAUGACGACGAGCCUGGGUUCUGGGAGGAGGAGGAGGGGACUAUGGAGCUCGUCCAGUUGGGGGCGGAGCGGACCAAGAACGUGCUGAUUCUUAUGAGCGAUACUGGAGGUGGGCACCGCGCCUCCGCCGAGGCCAUCCGCGACGCCUUCCGCAUCGAGUUCGGGGAUGAGUACACGGUAUUUGUGAAGGAUUUGUUCAAAGAACAUGCUGGUUGGCCACUGACCGGCAUGGAGAGUUCUUACAAGUUCAUGGUGAAGCAUGUCCAGCUCUGGAAGGUGGCCUUCCACACCACUUCUCCUCGUUGGGUCCAUCGCUUAUAUCUUGCCUCCCUUGCUGCCUUCUACGCCAAGAAGGUGGAGGCUGGUCUGAAGAAGUACAAGCCAGACAUCAUCAUCAGUGUCCAUCCCCUCAUGCAGCACAUUCCUUUGUGGGUUCUCAAGUGGCAGGGACUUCAGAACCGAGUAGUUUUUGUCACCGUCAUCACAGACCUCAACACUUGCCACCCCACCUGGUUCCAUACUGGUGUCAACAGAUGCUACUGCCCUUCGGAGGAAGUGUCGAAGAGGGCAUUGCUGGAUGGCCUAGAUUUUUCUCAAAUUCGAGUGUUUGGAUUGCCAAUCCGACCAUCCUUCUGCCGUGCACUUCUUGUCAAGGAAGAUUUGAGAAAGGAGCUUGAGAUGGAUCCUGAACUGCCUGCAGUGUUGCUGAUGGGAGGAGGUGAGGGAAUGGGUCCAGUCAAGAAGACCGCAAAGGCUCUUGGAGAAUCACUAUUCGACAAGGAGCACGAAAAACCAAUGGGCCAGCUAGUUGUCAUCUGUGGCCGUAACCAAACUUUGAGCUCCACAAUACAAGCCCAUCCAUGGAAAAUUCCUGUGAAGAUAAGAGGGUUUGAGACCCAGAUGGAGAAAUGGAUGGGAGCUUGUGAUUGCAUUAUAACAAAGGCAGGACCAGGUACUAUUGCUGAAGCUCUGAUUAGGGGACUUCCUAUUAUCCUGAAUGACUUCAUCCCUGGACAGGAAGUCGGCAAUGUACCUUAUGUCGUUGACAAUGGAGCUGGAGUAUUCUCCAAAAGCUCAAAACAAACAGCUAGCCUAGUUGCUCGUUGGUUUGGCCCUGAAUCAGAAGAGUUAAAGAGGAUGUCGCAGAAUGCAUUGAAACUGGCACAGCCAGAUGCCGUUUUCGACAUUGUCAAGGACAUCCAUGAGCUCAGGCAACAGCGUGGCCCCCUCUCUCACAUCUCCUAUUCCCUGACUUCAUCAUUCUACCAACCAAUGUAAUAGCCGAUCUGCCAACACCUCGGAAUCUAACCUCUGAUUUGGCAGUUCAACAUGUGCGACAUGUACAGCUAGCACUGACAUUCUUUGACCUCGACAAUGGCCUCAUUUGCCGAAUAAAAACCCUGUGAAAAAACUAGGUAGGUGAGUAAGCUAGCGUCUUGGUUCAAGAAAGGACUAGGGAGUCACAGUGUUGGUUUGUGUAUCAUUUGUUCUUUUAGGAUGGUAUUCUUUCCCUGUUCUAACUGGUGUUUGUUUGAUCAUCUUGUUGUUGUGGUUUUUGAGACUGUCAAGCUCAAAGAUGAUGUUCUCAUUGAAUGUAAACUAGCGGUUGAUUAUUUAAGUUUAAUUUGAUGAUAAGACUAUCAGAUUUUUGUGCAGAAA
This is a messenger RNA of Elaeis guineensis (African oil palm), 1927 nucleotides long. RefSeq names its product probable monogalactosyldiacylglycerol synthase 3, chloroplastic. Gene Ontology annotation, molecular function: hexosyltransferase activity. The record is from RefSeq and is a predicted model, not a curated record. NCBI's taxonomy places the organism in Eukaryota, Viridiplantae, Streptophyta, Magnoliopsida, Arecales, Arecaceae. Gene Ontology annotation, biological process: glycolipid biosynthetic process.